AAUGUAGGCCGGUUUCGGCGAUGAACAGCAAUAGUGCUCGAUGGUUGCUUCCAUAGAGCCAUGAUUCAUUGUCCGGUGGCCGCGUAGGAUGAAGGCCCACUGUUUGCAGGUAGCGCCGUCGUACCUGGUUUAGACCAGGGCAUGUCCGCAACAGGUGUUUGAUUGUUGCUGUUGUUAAAGCGUAAAGUUUGGUGACAAGAAGUACGCGACUUUUAGCAGUCAGUAGAUAGAAAAAGGGAAAAAAAACAGAAGAGCUAAAGGAAAGUUAACCCGCGUCUCACGACGGUUGCGUACUUCCUCGUCGUCUUCGCGAUAUCCACAUGAAGCGUCAAUAAUCCGUCGGGAGUAACCAGAAGAGACCGCGAUCGGCCAUCGGCACUGCCAUCGGCAUUCGGGAACGUGCAGAACGCGCACACGCCUCUCGCGCUACGCGUGUCGCGCGAGCGAGCGUUCCAUGCGGUUAAGACACGCAGCCCUUGGGACACGUAGCCAUUCCACUCGAUUCGCUCGUCCCCGUCGGACGCAACCGAGCCUGGGUCCCGAGCGAGCCAAGCUGCUAACCCUUGCCCGAGUUCCGAGCGCCUACCUCCCCCCUCCCGCUGUCGUCCAGCAGCGGCCAGGAUGUCCAUCGUCAUGGUGGGCCCGUUCCCGGGCCCGUUCGACAGGACGCACUACUCGGACUCGUCCGGCGAGAACCAGACGGACCCCCAGCAGUCGCGCCCGCCCAAGGCUCAAGCCCCCGCCCCGCGGCAGCCGGGACCGCACCUCGGGAUGCUGCUGGAGCAGGAGCCAUCCAGGACGCCGGGAGCACCCCACGACGGAGUCGCUUACAGCGCGGUGAUGCAGACGGACUCCGGAGCGCCUUCGCCGGCGCCGACGUACCAGGAGCCGCUACCCGAGUCGCCACCAGAGCCUCCCAGACCACGUCGCGCGGCGUCUUUAGCGAAAAGCAAAUGCUACGCCCUGCUGUGCCGCCUGGCGGUGGCCGCCCUGGGUCUGGCCGCGGUCGCAAUCCUGGUGGGCGCGGUGUCCAGGGGCGUGCGCGGCGGCGUCAACACCGACACGGCACCGGUCAAGGCCGGAAACGUGGCGGUCAAGGCCGCCAACGCCACGGGCCGCAAGAACACCGCUUGCCCGUGCAGCGCGUCUUCCACGACCCAUGCGACGCCCGCCGCUGUCAAGGGACCCAACGGUCACGGCACGGUCCCACCGCCAGGAGCGACACGUCACCACAAGCGCCGCGGAGGGACCGGCCACGGCCCGAGGGCGGGCCAAUCGUCAUCGUCGUCGACGUCGUCGUCGCCGUCGUCGUCGUGGUUACCGACGACGACCGAGGACGCGUGGCCGACGACCCAGGCCGCAGACCGGGGGGUGCCCCCCGAGCCGGCGCUACGCGACGUCGGCGAUUUGACGCCGUCGGGGCAGCGCACCGUCCCGACGACCUCCGGACCAACGCGGACAUCGGAGGGCGCCGCUGCCACGGCCGCGACUUCGACGUCGCAGACGGCGACGGUGGAGGCAUCCGGUGAGGCGGCGGGUCUUGCCGGUGAGACGACCGGACGCAUCAAGCGGGGCCGCCCAAGCAGCCUGGGGCCCACGCCGGCGGCAUCGCCCCGUGCGACCGCGUCGCCGGGAUCACCUCCGGGCGCAAUGAUCGCCCAGGACGGGUCCGUGCCGGUGGCCACCACCACCGCCAGCACGGACCUGCCCGAGGUGAUCAACGAAGCCGACGCCCGCACCGACCUCCAGGAGGUGUAGGGGGUCGGCCAGGCAGAGGGUGCUGGGGCCGAGCACUCCGUGAAGACCCUGCGGUAGCGGCUCGGCCCCGCGGUUUCGACCGCGUCGAUUUCGACGCCCGAGAGCAGCGGUGCGGCUGCCGCCUCGGGCGACCAGGAGGCCCGGCUACCACGGCCGGCUAGCCGGGCCUCUUCGAUUUUGUAUUAUAUCGUGUUGUAAAUAUAAAGUAUUACUGCGUCGA
Dermacentor silvarum is the source of this 1978-nucleotide messenger RNA. RefSeq names its product mucin-5AC-like. The transcript is spliced from 6 exons. The record is from RefSeq and is a predicted model, not a curated record. The coding region runs from base 622 to 1758 and encodes 378 amino acids. Lineage: Eukaryota; Metazoa; Arthropoda; Arachnida; Ixodida; Ixodidae.